Messenger RNA from Myripristis murdjan (pinecone soldierfish), 3637 nucleotides. It is a transcript of the gene arhgef7a, whose product is annotated as Rho guanine nucleotide exchange factor (GEF) 7a. Bases 236 to 2824 code for a protein of 862 amino acids. Lineage: Eukaryota; Metazoa; Chordata; Actinopteri; Holocentriformes; Holocentridae. The transcript is spliced from 22 exons. Gene Ontology annotation, biological process: lamellipodium assembly; intracellular signal transduction. The record is from RefSeq and is a predicted model, not a curated record. Gene Ontology annotation, molecular function: guanyl-nucleotide exchange factor activity; protein binding. Gene Ontology annotation, cellular component: cytoplasm; lamellipodium.
GAGAGGAAACCAGACCCGCUGAAUUUCCACAAGCCAGGCGUCAUCCGCAUCCACCCGAGGGAGAAGGAAGGAGGGAUAUUUCUCUGUAGCCGCUCUCCCUCUCCGAGAUCUCAUGCAUCCUUCUGGAUUAAUUAUGUUUUUAUUUUAACGCACAGAUGACGGUGUAGCCGGGGCAACAGCCAUUUAAAUACACUAACGCCGCCGCUUCGUUGGAGAGGAUCUGUUGUGACUGGCCAUGAAUUCGGCGGAACAGACGGUUACAUGGUUGAUUACGCUCGGGGUGCUGGAAUCGCCGAAGAAGACCAUCUCGGAUCCUGAAGCAUUUCUGCAGACCUCCCUCAAAGAUGGGGUGGUCUUAUGUAGAUUGCUGGAGCGGCUCAGCCCGGGGUCCACGGAGAAAAUUUACCAGGAGCCGAAAAACGACGGCGAGUGCCUGAGCAACAUAAAGGAGUUUCUCAAAGGCUGCACAUCGUUUCGCGUCGAGCCCUUUGAGGCCAGUGACCUGCUCCUGGGACUGAACUUCUCCAAGGUGCUGAGCAGUCUGGUUGCUCUGAACAAAGUAACUGCAGAUAUCGGCGUGGGCAGCGAUUCUGUGUGCGCCCGUCACUCUUCAGCUCACCGCAUCAAGUCGUUUGAGUCGCUGUCCUCCCAGUCCUCACUGGGCAGAUCCUCCAAGCUGCUGCAAAACCAGUUCCGCAGUCUGGACAUGUCAGAAAACAGCGGACAGCAGCUGCUGGUGAAGGCACGCUUUAAUUUCCAGCAGACAAAUGAGGAUGAGCUCACCUUCACCAAGGGUGAAAUCAUAAAUGUGACUCGUCAGGAGGAGGGCGGUUGGUGGGAGGGGACGCUCAAUGGCAAAACUGGCUGGUUUCCUAGCAACUAUGUCCGCGAGGUCAAAGGCUGCGACAAGCAAGUGUCCCCUAAAUCUGGAACCCUGAAGAGCCCACCGAAAGGCUUCGACACCACCGCCAUCAGCAAGACGUACUACAACUUGGUGUUGCAGAAUAUUCUAGAAACAGAGACAGAGUACUCCAAGGACCUUCAGAGCCUCCUGACCAACUACCUGCGAUCUCUUCAGAGCACAGACAAACUGAGCAGUUCAGACGUGUCUCUGAUUCUGGGGAACCUGGAGGAGAUCAGCACCUUCCAGCAGAUGCUCGUCCAAUCGCUGGAGGAGUGCACCAAACUUCCAGAAAGCCAGCAAAGGGUAGGCGGCUUCUUCCUCAACCUCAUGCCACAGAUGAAGGCUCUCUAUGUGGGUUACUGCUCCAACCACCCCUCUGCGGUUAAUGUGCUCACCCAGCACAGCGAGGCAUUGGGGGAGUUCAUGGAGGGGAGGGGUGCAGUCAAUCCCGGGAUCCUCACUCUGACCACGGGCCUAAGCAAACCCUUCAUGAGGCUUGACAAAUACCCCACCCUACUGAAAGAGCUGGAGAGGCACAUGGAGGAGAGUCAUCCUGACAGGCCAGACAUUCAGAAGUGCAUGGCGUCUUUCAAAAACCUGUCUGCGCAGUGUCAGGAGGUGCGGAAACGCAAGGAGCUGGAGCUGCAGAUUCUCACCGAGUCCAUCCGGCUGUGGGAGGGCGACGACAUCAGGACCCUGGGCUCUGUACUCUACAUGAGCCAGGCCAUGGUGCACAGUCCCGGGUCAGAGGAGAAGUCGGAGCGUUACCUCAUGCUCUUUCCCCACGUCCUCCUCAUGUUGUCUGCUAGCCCCAGGAUGAGUGGCUUCAUAUUUCAGGGGAAACUGCCCUUGGCCAGCAUGACUGUGACCAAAUUGGAAGAUUGUGAAGCCCAUAAAAAUGCCUUUGAACUUAAUGGCACAAUGUUUGAGCGCCUCCAGGUGGUUUGCAACAACCAGCAAGAUCUGCAGGACUGGGUGGAACAUCUGACCAGACAGACCAAACACACCGCAGCCACAGCUCCCAGCCACAAACCACUCGCUGUGCCCUGCCACACGCUCCCAUCUCACCCGCUGACUCCGUCCCGACAUGCUGAGGGGAGGGCCAUGACAGUCGCCCCUGCUUACCACACCUUACCCCACCCCUCCUCCCAUGGAACCUCUCACAGCACCAUGAUGUGGGGCCCGCUGGAGCCCCCCAACACCCCCAAACCCUGGAGCCUGAGCUGCCUGCGACCUGCGCCCCCACUACGACCCUCCGCCGCCCUCUGCUACAAGGAGGAUCUCAGUAAAAGUCCUAAGAGUGUGAAGAAGCUCCUCCCCAAACGUAAACCUGAGAGGAAACAGUCUGAGGAGGAGUUUGCCUUGAGGAAAAGUACAGCUGCCCUGGAGGAAGACGCCCAGAUCCUUAAAGUUAUUGAGGCAUACUGCACCAGUGCAAAAACCAGGCAGACCCUCAACUCCACCUGGCAGGGCACCGACCUCAUGCAUAACCACGUGCUGGCCGACGUGGAUCGGUCCUGCGUGGACUCUCCGGGCCGCCGUAGCAGCGUGUCGCGGCCAGAGGUGACCUCUGACCUUUCGGAGGACUCUGACUAUGACUCCAUCUGGACCACCCACAGUUACAGGAUGGGCUCGGUGUCGCGGCCGCGGAGGGAAACAGGACUGCAGGUGAUCAUCCCUGGUGAGCAGAAAGCCCUCGUCGAGGAUCCCAGUCGCAACGGACAGAAUGCAGUGGAAGAGAAGAGCCUGGUGGAUGUGGUCUACGCCCUGAGGGACGAGGUUCAGGAGUUAAAGCAGGACAAUAAGAAGAUGAAGAGGUCCCUCGAAGAAGAGCAGAGGGCGCGGAAGGAGUUGGAAAAGGCUGUGAGGAGGGUGCUGAAGAGCAUGAAUGACCCGACAUGGGAUGAGACAAACCUGUGAGGCUGUGGUGUGCCUGAAUUUGAAAUUGUGUGUGACUUUAUCUGUGUAUGUGUGAAGAAGAGAAAGAAAAAGCACAUACAUCUGCACAUGCACAUGCACAUGCACAUGCGGAUGUGUGGGUUUGCUUGCAGUGGAUAUGUGUGUGUGUGUGUGUAUGCUGAUGAUACCUGUGUGAGAGCUAGAGUUUGUGUGUAUGUGUAGAUGUAUUUGCUUCUUUGAGUGUGUGUGAGUGUGUGUUUGUGCUCUAAGGGGAGGCCUCUAGGAUUUUGAGUGUCAUUGGUACCACUCUGGGAAAGAGAGCUGCCACAGUGCUGAGCAGGCUGAGCCACCCAGUCCAUAAUAACAUUCCUCAAACACCAAAUGAUCAGGUGAGGAUCACAAACCCUCACCGCAGUGUGUUCGCCGAGCCUGCGUCACCCCGUCGCCUCAGCACCCAUCAGGCUGCGGCUGUUUGCUGCACCCGGAGAGAACUCAUCUCCCUCUGUUUACAAACAUUUCCAAACAAUGCAUUGUAUAAUGGUACGUAAAUGGUACUGUAACGGUACGUUAACGACGUCACAAAGUGUGAACUGGAACUUUGUCAUUUCAUAACCUCGCUUAUGUUAUUUAAUUUUUUAUGAACUGAUUUUGUUGUUGUGGUCUGUUUCCCCGACCGCUGUACAGUUUGACCACGUUGCGGUUUGACUUUCUGUUCUUUCUGGGUGUCUUAAGGGAAUUGUACAGCUAAUUAACUUGUACUGUAUGAUGUAAAUACUGCUGAAAGAUGAGCCUUUGCCCUUUGGGAGAAAUAAAUGUGUUUUUAGAAGAAUGGAA